AUGGUGAAUUACGAGGAUAUUCCCCCGUCCGAUAUUGAGAGAAUGCUGUUCAUGAAAUACCGUGAGUUGGACAAAGAAGCUAUGGCCAAAAUGCCACCUAAAGAACGUGAUAGAGCCUUGGGAGAGCUGUUCAUUCAAGUCCCUUAUGAUGCUCGUUUUCCACACACUAAUCAGACCCACCGAUGUCCGACGUAUUAUACUGAUUACUACCGAUGCAUUGAACUUUUGGGCGUCGACUAUAAGCCGUGCGAAUUCCUCAGGACGUUGUAUAAAACUAUCUGCCCAGUAGACCAGGUGGCAAAAUUUGAUGAAGCUAGAAAAAACGGCGUUUAUCCAGCUAGAUUUGACCGCUAA
Molecule: messenger RNA, 354 nt
Organism: Enterobius vermicularis (human pinworm)
Lineage: Eukaryota; Metazoa; Nematoda; Chromadorea; Rhabditida; Oxyuridae
Source: the annotation of a GenBank genome assembly